UUUUAAAUAAUUUAAAGUAUGCCAUAAUAGCAUAUGUAAUUUGAUAAUUGGUUAAUCUGACCUGAGUAUGUCCAAUAUACAGAAUUGUUUAAAGAAAUCCUGGGAUACUGCUAUAGAACUGUUAGUGCUCUUUCUUUUAUACAUAUAAUUUGCAUAAUGAAACAAAUCAUGCAGUAAUAAUCUUAACAUGUAACAACAUAUAAUGUUCUGUAAUUAUUAAGUAUGAUUAUGAAAGAAUCUUAUUAUUUGCUUCAACCUAUACCCACACAUCUAACGGUAGCCCGUAGCUGUAAAUCCUUAAUAUUUGCAGUUACUGAUUUCAGUAGUUGUUCUUUAUAAGGAUUUUUUCACUGUACUGUUCAAAGGCUACAGAUACAAAGCAGCAAUUGUAACAAAGGGGACGGUUCAAGACCUCUAAGGAAAUUGUUUCAGGCUUUUGGCAAGCUCAGGCGAAUUGUGUUUAUCAUGUUUAUAUUCAGUUCUUUUAACGAAAGCUGGGAUGCAGUGUUCUGUGCUGGGGACUGUAGAGGGACAUUCAGGUAGAUAUCUGGAACUAUUUUCAAGCUUUGAUAUUUAAAGUAUAGUGUGUAAAUACAAUUGUCAGAAAUUAUUGCUAUCUGUGCAUACUGUCAUGUAAUGUUUUUUUCUUCUCUGUAGGAAGCUAGUUCUUGGAAGCCGUAAGAAUGUGUACAGAAAGGGAGUUAGCUUCACUAUAAAAAUUCACGAGAAAUGGUGGCAAGGUUUAUGGAUAAACUAUGAUAUAUUAUGUGUAAUCAUUAUUUUUAAAAUAGGCUUCCUUUUAUAUUCCCCUUUUUAAUAGAAACAAAUGAUCCUAUAAAGUCACCUCUUCAGUGUUGUACGAUAGCAACGUGUUAUGAUGCCAAAGUCUAACUGUUUUUGUGCAGUAGAAACUGUGGAUACUGAAUUACUGCCUGGUUUGUAUUUUUUAAAGGCACCUUUUCUAGACUUCAGAAUUAAUUUCCUUAAAGGCAGGUUCAAAUCUGGCUUGGAAGUAGACAGUACUAGUAAAGUGGUUUUGAGUUGUACCAGCAGGAGCCCACAGAUGGAUUGUAGGUCAGGGUGAUGCUUUUGUGCUGGUGGCUUUUGUUUUUAAAAAGCACUUUGAACAUAAGCUAUUACAUUAAUAGAAGUUUUGAUAGAUCAGUUCUGUGCAUCCAUGUGCUCUUGCCCCCUUGCCUUGCAUUCUGAUUUCAGUUGACCUUUUUUCCCACAACACCAUCAGUAUCUACCUUUUCCCCAGACUAGUCACUAACUUCUGGACAAAAGGAAAUAGGUGUAGCAAGUAGGCUGGAGCUUCACACAUGCUAAUUGACACUUGAUAGGCUCACAUUACAGCCUUUCGCUUGCUAAGGGCACUAAUCUGAAUCUUCAUCUUUUAUCUAUCAAUUUAUUGAAAUACAUAGGAACUUAGUGUAUUUAAGAACUUAUUCUCUAGCCUUUGUUCAGUUUGCCAAACAGUCUCAGCAGUAGUUAAAGCAGAUUUACAGGCAACCCAAUAAAAGGUGUGAUUACGUGAUACCCUCUUCCUUAGAAAACCAGAUUAACAAAAUAAAAUUACCCAAGCCUUCCUGGAGUGGGAAGCAGUAUUUUACAUACAAAGCAAGAUACUGGUGAUUAGGAGCAUCAUACCUUGCUGGGGAGUUGUUGCUUCCACAAACUGCUGGAUUCUGAACUCCAGCUGAUACAAGAGCAGGUGUGGUGGGGAGAUGGGGAGGAAAAUGAGUUUGGAAAGUUUUUAUCUGAAAGUGAAACUUUUAUAUAAAAUAGGAGAGCUAAUCAGCAUGCAUUGAGGAAUGUGAAAACAGAAAGGACUAGUAUGUCAAGGACUAUUUUGAAGAUAGAGGUGCACUGUACCAGAAUAUUGGCCUUUUUUGAAAAUUUACAUUUUCUUUUUGUUAUUUUUGCCCUAAAAUUGUUGUUCUGUGAAACUCUUCUGGACUAUCAUGUUGCCCUGUAGAAGUCUGUACGUCAGAAUGAGACAGAACGAUCUUUGCAACCACUGCGAAAAGAGGAGUCACUUUGUUACUUUACAAUAUUCCAUUGUUUGUAUACUUAAAGGUAGCAUUAUUUACAGAUUCAUUGAGGAGCUUAUAUGUUCUAUUGAUUCCUUCCAGGAUCCUCAAAUUUAUUUAUUUAUUUAGAGGUCUGCCCUGAUGAUACUCUUUGGUUACAGGCCACUGUGGAGGACCAAAUAUUCCAAGCUGGUUUUUAGAAAAUCUGAUGCAGUACCUGAAGAACUCCAUCAAAUGGUACAAGAAGGCUUUCUGACCUUGCUGAAACACGAUUGUUUCUUUCAAGAUCUUGUAAGGAUCAAAGGAAAAGACUUUCUUACCCCAGUGUCUCGUAUAUUAAUUGGAAACCCAGGAUGCACUUACAAGUACUUGAACACAAGAUUAUUUACAGUUCCUUGGCCUACUGAAGGUUAUGAUAUAAAAUAUUCCAGUCCUCAAAUACACGAUGCUUGUAAAGCAUUAAUCAGACUUAAUGACUACUUGCAUGUUGAAGCAGUCAAAGCAUUGCAAGGACAAAACUUGUCUGAGACCAAAGAAAUUAAAGAUACUACUGUAAUAGAUAGGGAGCAAAGUUUUGCUACUUCUCUUACAGCAAAAGGGUCUGUUUCAAAAGAUCAAAGCAGUUGUUGUGUACCAGAGGAUAACUACAGAAGUCUAAAGAGCAGAACAUCUUAUAACUUGACUUUAUUAAAUUAUAUGGAUCCACUACAAAUGCUGUACUUGAAACAAGAACCUUAUUUUGGAAUGGGGAAUAUGGCAGUGAGCUGGCACCAUGAUGAGAAUCUGGCUGAAAGGUCAACAGUUGCUGUGUACAGUUACAGCUGUGAAGGUUCAGCUGUGGAAGAAAGUAAUGAACAAAAACUGAAGGGAAGAGACCCAGCUGUUUGGCACAUAGGCUUGAAGGUAGCAUGGGACAUAGAUACACCUGGAUUAGCAAUACCACUUCACCAAGGAGACUUCUACUUGAUGCUUGAUGAUCUCAAUAUGACACAUCAGCACUGUGUUCUGGCUGGUUUUUCACCUCGAUUCAGCUCAACUCACAGAGUGGCAGAUUGUUCAAGAGGAACAUUGGAAUACAUAUUUGGACAGUGUGAACUCGCACUCCAGAAUUUAAAGACUGAUUCUGAUUCAAAGGUUUUAUCUUUGAAAUCACUGGAAACUGCAGUUAUAAAACAAUCAGAAGAAAUACAUAAUGAGGUUGAAUUUGAGUGGCUUAGGCAGUUUUGGUUUCAAGGCAAGCGGUAUUUGAAGUGCACUGAUUGGUGGCUUAAGCCUAUGGCUAAAUUGGAAGAAUUUUGGAGAAAAAUGGAGAUUAUGACAAGCCUGGUCCUCUCUGAAGUUGGAAAAGAGGAACAAAUUGAGGAACAAUGGAAUGAAACCAUCAGCUGCUUCCUGCUUGUUCUUACUGAGCGACAAAGGCUGCGUAAAGAAUGGACAGCAAGGUGCCAGUCGGAAGUGGCAGAGAGCUUGCCAGAAGACCAGAAGCCAGAAUGCCAUCCAUUCUGGACAGAUGAUGAAUGUAAUAUGCCUCUGCCGUAUGAUCUUGAAGAAGUAAUUGCUAAUCUACAAAAUCUUGUUCAGUGGGUAGAAUAAAAGUGACCUUCCAGCCUAUAAUUAUUGAUGUUCAUUAUUUGGAGAGAAUCCUUUUAGUUUAACAUAAAUCUUUUCUUUAAGAUUCUUUCUUAGCUUCUUAAGCUUGAUGAUUCCUUGAUCAUGUGUUAUUUUAUAUGUCAAUGCAUAUUUUACCAGUUUUCACACAGUACCUCAGUUACUGUCUCAUAAUAAAAAAGGCCAGGCCCCAAAUCUACAGAAACAGGUGUCUUUUAAGACCUGAAGUCCAGAACACCCGCCUCAGUUUUUUCCUCCUCCACUCCAAUUCCCACUGGCCCUACACCCCAUGGAUAUCCAUGUUUCCGCAAGUUCCCUUGAUGUCUAAAUGUCUGCUUCCAUGAGUGCCUAGAACUGCCUCUGGCUUGGCAGGCUUGAGCAACGUAAGGCGUAGCUCACACCUGUGACAAAGCAGAUUCCAUGAUCUGGGCAUCCUAAUGAGUGGUCAGCUUGGGGUGAGCCUGCUGGGCGUCUCCAGGAUAGAGCUGUGCACACAAUACGGUGACUUCAUCCACUAACAUAUGCAGAGAUACAGGAGAUGGUGGAGAAAGUCCUUUUGCAAUGGCUCCUUGUUUUAGGGUAUUUUUUCAGAUAAGGAACCCUGGAGGAGCAUCCUGACAUGGAUCCCAGAACUUUCUUGCUGUUUUUCAUCAUGGCAAUUGAGUAGUACUGAAAGAGAUUUCCAGUGUGAAUCUAUACCUCCUGGGCUCCCUGGAACUCAGAAUUCAGUUCCUAACCAUUGUUUUGUUUCUGCAUGCCAUGAAUCCUAUUCUAACACCAGGUUUCCCAGUGCGUUCUCUAAAGAGCUGAUGGACCUAAGUAAGGAUUUUCAUCUGGGAUGUCAGGUCCCCUGACAGAUUAGAUUUAGGUUGUGUGAUACUGGGCAUUGCAGCAUUUGUGUUGAUCUAGUGAGAUCUUUGAGAACAAAACCAGAAAAUUAUGAGAAAUGAAGCUGUUUGUGAUCUGUUUUGUAAUAAUAUGUUAUAAAAAGAAUAAUUCUAUGUUGAAAUGCAGGGCAUUCCUGAAUGAGAGAGAGAUUUUUCAUUUGCUUAAGUUGCUAUUUUAACUUGAGCUGGGGUAUGCCUUUGCUAUAAAAACCAGAAGAAAAUCAUAUUAUGGUGAAACAGCCUGUAUUACCACUAUAAAAGAAACCAGUAAGACUCAGAGCUUGACAUUGCCACCAAGAAAUGAAUACGCCUCCUGUGUUAAUAUUCUGUUUAAAGUCACUGUGGAGGCCAGGCUUACCCAGAGCAGACAGUAUACUGUAUUGGCAAAGCACUCUGUGUGUGGAUGAGACUUGUACUGCCGAAAAUUGUACUUUUGACAGUAUAACAUAUGCCAGACCUCCCUGGAGCUAAAGAAGCUGUGCCAGCAAAAAUUCAGUUUUAGUGGUAUAAAACUGUGUCCACACCUACCAGCUUUUGCCAGGACAAUCAUAUCAAGUCAAGAUUGUACCUCUUAACACCUUUGACAUAGCUGUGCCAGCAAAAGUAUAAAGACCUGCAUCAAGCAUUUUCAUUGUAUUCCGGGACUUCUGCAAAAGCUGUUAGCCACCCUGUAGAAUGUAAGAACUCUCUGAAGAAUAAAUUAUUAUUUAAAGUAGGUUUGAUUACGUUAUAACCUUGACCCAUACAUUUAUCUAUUGUCUCUUGUACCACAGAUUUCUUAGCAUUUUCAAAUACUGUGUUAUGGGUAUUGCUUUUUCUUUCCUGCACUAGAUAAAGCUGGCUUUACCAGUAGGCAAGUAGCAUAUAUUUGGAUUAAUGCCACACUAAAUACAGUUUACUUUGGAGAUCACUUAGAGAAAAGCUAGCUGAAGAUGUGGGAAUUCUGCUUUUGAAAAGACAGUUCUCACAGAAACAGAUAUUACUUUGGAAAUGAGCAAGAUGAAUUCAGACAAGUUAAUGAUGUAACACUUAGCACAGUGUUUGAGGGGAUUGUUCAUUUAUGCUGUUACUUUAUGAUUAUUUUGUGUUUAAUUAAGCACUGCUAGAAACCAUGGGGAUCACAGUAUUGAAAUGAAUCUGACAGCCAUAAAGGGUAGAGAAGGCACAUCCAUGUUGUAGAUCGUAGCUGAAUUGGAGGCAUAGCUAUUAAAAAUGAUUGGCAAAUAAUUAUUUCCAGCAGCAGUGAAAAAUAAACAAACAAACAAACAAACAAACAAACCACAGGGUUUUUUCUUCUAUUAGGAGACUGCUGGCAGCAAUAAUAGAAUUUUUAAAAAUACAUCAUUCUAGUUCCUGUUAUGCUGAAGAUUUAAGAUAGUGAAUUAGCUGAACUAGUGCUAGCCUCAGUGCAGUCACAUAGUAUUCAUUUAAGUCAUGGAUGGCAAUGACUUAGACAAAUGAACACCUUUGGAAUGGAUAAGACCUAUGAUUCACUGACAAAAUACCAAUAAUCAAGUAGUUAAAGAGGAUUAAUGCUGUGUUGCAUUCCAGUCUCACAUAAUCUAAAUCAUUGUAACUUGAGUUCAGUUGAAAUCCAGAAGUAUAAGAAGAUUUCAUGUCUCCAAAGCCCACAGGAGUUGACAGCAAACACAUGAGUAAGGUUGAUGGAACUGUUUGAAGCAUGUAUUGAUGACAAAAGGUACCCCAAGAGAAAAACAUGGUUAAAGGGAAAUAUCUAUUAUAAAACAGGAUCAAGUUAAAAUGAUUGCUGUGGUUGGAUUACAUACUAGAAGCAGACAAAUACUUCGAAGUUUUCUUUAUUUUAUUCAAAUAGUUAUAAUUUAGCUCAUGUUGCAAUGAUACUUCGGCAAUCCAUUUAUAUUCCAGCAUUAGGUAACCCAUUUCCAUUUUGGAUGAGCUGAAAGGCCCAGCCUCUAAUGGAUGUUCUGUGUAUAGCAACUGUUUGCCCAGUCUGGAUGCUCUAGAGGCAGGAGGACCAGGGUCAGUUGUUUUUUCAGGGAAGAGGUGAGAGCAUAAAUUAGCUUCUGACAUUAGAUUCGGUGACUCUUUUUAAAUGGUGAAGUUCAUGACUUUGCUUACAUUUACUUUUCAUCAGCCAUGAAAGAAUUAAGGUAAAAUAGUUCACUUGCACGUGUGCGUCAGGCUAAAUGGAUUACAGAAGAUACAGAUCUGUUUGCCUGUCUGCACUUGCCUUUAGACAAUAUUCAUCAAUUUUACAAAAGCUACUGACUAAACAUGGAACCGAUACAAAUGAAAUGCUCGAGGCAAGGGCUUUUUUUAAAAAAUCUGAUACAGAGUUGGUUUUACACUGAUAGAAGGAAAAUGUUGGCAGAAAAUUAAAAACUUUUAUUGUUUCUGUAAUUUGGGGGAUGAAAGGUAAAGGCUGUUUUUAAGUAUUUGAUAGAAAACUGCUGUUAUGCAAUGUAAUUAGAAAUGUUUUUAUAAUGCUUUAUUCAUAUCCCUGUAUGUGAAAAUACUUAGUCCUGUAGGUCCUUUCUUCUUGUUAAAAGGUUAUGUAAAUAAAAAAUAUUAAUAUCAA
Molecule: messenger RNA, 7088 nt
Organism: Phalacrocorax carbo (great cormorant)
Lineage: Eukaryota; Metazoa; Chordata; Aves; Suliformes; Phalacrocoracidae
Source: RefSeq, a predicted model, not a curated record